AUGGCCCCGGGGCAGCAGUGCGAUGGCGGCCAGGAGGAGCAGCUGAGGGAGCGCCUCCGCCAGGAGGUCGCGGCCUCCUUGGAGGCGGUGCUGGCGGAGAAGGCCGAGUCGUUGUGGAAGCGCGGCGCCGCGGAGGUGGCCGCGCUGCGGCGGGAGCGCGAGCAGGCUGUCGCGAGCGUGCGCGAGCUGAGGGCGCGCCAGGAGGAGCUGCAGGAGGAGCAGGCCAGCAUGAGGGAGGCGCUCGUCGGGCUCACCGCCAGCUUCGAGAGCGUGGUCUCGGAGCUGCGCCAGGUGGUCCGCCUGCUGCCGCGCCCGGAGCCGCCCGGCGCCGCGGCGGCUCCGCACCCAGGCCAGGCCCCCUCCACGGACUUCGAAAGUCCAGAGGCAGCCACCGGCGUCGGUGUCGCCUCCGCCGUGGCGAUCGGCGGCGUCGGCGCCUGGGAGGAGCCUGGGCAGAGCACGCUGGCAGAAGAACCAGUGACUGUCGUGGACUCCGACGACGACUGGGGCGAUUGGUCCGCGGCCGGCUUCAAGUGCGCGACGAGCGCGGCGCAGUUUGCACCGGGACACGGGGGCUCGGUAUCAGGAGAUGGGAAGGAGAGCGCGCGAGGUUCUGAGCAGGCUGGGUCCGCCGGGCCAGCGGCUGCGACUGCUGCGGGAGACGACGUUGGCGCGGCAGGCGGCUCGGCGGAUGCACGGGCGAGAGACGUUGCACGCAUGGUUGGCAGGGCGCGCGCGAUAGAAUUCGAUCGCAUGAAGAGGAUGGAGGAAUUCCCGGCGAAGCUGCUCGGCCAACGGCGACGGCUCCCUGAGCGGCGCAUUGUUGGCAACACUCACUACCGUGAUUUCUCCAACGCGAGGCCUCCGCCUUGGGGCAUCAAGCGCGUCGUCGAAUCGCCGAAGGCUCGCGGUCGGGAUCCGGCGCGGGUGGUCGAAGCAGGGCGCUGCGACCCGGGGCGCCUCGUCGGCGCCUACGACGACGGCAACGUGGACGAAGAUGACUGCCUGCGCCCGCCGCGAAGACGUUGCUGCAGCGCCACCGCCGAGGUCUCCGACGAUGUGUCGAGGCCGGUGGGGAGGCCAUGCCGUUCGACGACAGCCUGUCUUAUCGAGAGCACGUUCGUGGACUGCGAUUCGCCGUGGCUGAAGCGCAUCGCCCUGGCUCGGAGGCCCAGCUCCGACCCUUCCGCCGCGUCCUCGAGCAGCUUCACGGAGUCGUCGGAGUGGGCCAUGGCGGACGUCACACGAUUGCAGCCGACCUGCGACGCCAGCGCCAAUUGGCAAGUCUGCCUGUGGUCGGUGCGGCGGGACUGGGUGAGCGGCAUCACAGGAGGCAUCCUUGCCUGCAACAGCGCAGGGCGCACCCGCGGCGAGGUUCGAGGCGUUGUGGCCAUGGUUGCCGCGAGGGGAAGCCAGCUGUCCAACGGCACCGAUUUCGGGCCCAGCUCGUCGGCGCCCGCGCCUCCUGGCAGCCCGGCGCUCCGGAUCUCGCUGGCCAGCGCGCUCGACCCCGCCGCGCUCACGCCCCCGCCGCGCGCGCAGCGCUCCAGGAGGCUGCAGAUCUCCGAGUGCCUGGCCGCCUCGCCGGGCGGCGCUGCGUGCGGCGCCGCCACGGACUGCGGCGCCGCCGCGGCGCUCGGCGGCGGCGCGGAGGCGCCGCCGCAGCUGCUGCGCGCCGAGGCGCCAGCCUUCGUGAUGCCAGGCGGCGGCGCGCCGUGAGGGCCGCGCCGGGAGGCCCUCGUCGAGGGAGGGGAAACCACCCGGGCCCGAUAGUUGGCUAUGUUUUGUUUUUCCUAGGAGGACAUGCCCGACUGAAAGCCACUCUUGGCUCUCGUCUUUCCACGGUCGACGCCGGGCUGGGAUCUCGGAGGUGCCAGCGGCCCGCUGCGCCUUCGAUUAGCCCCAGCAUUGUGCCUUGCCCAGAUUCCCGACGUCAUGACUGUGCUGCUGCUGCAGUCCUGGCUGUGUUCCGUCGAUUCUGGCCUCUGGCGACCCGUUUCGGGCUCGAGGACCGUCCAACAUUGAUCUGGCCUGAUGUUCAACAAUCACGACAUCGGGUGACUGUGUUCGACUUGCCUGCCACGCAUCGGGCAACGUCCCAAGUAGGCAGGAUGAGCGCGGCCGCGUCUGCGAAGCGCUGGCUUGCCUGAGGACGCGAUGAUCGUAGAACGAUGUGUUGUAUGUGCAUGCGACGGGUUGUUGUCUUGAGCUCGCAGUAGGCAAGCCUAGGAUGCCACCUCGCUUCAAGAAGUCAUUAUUUUCG
Messenger RNA from Prorocentrum cordatum, 2263 nucleotides. Lineage: Eukaryota; Dinophyceae; Prorocentrales; Prorocentraceae. The record is from the annotation of a GenBank genome assembly.